Molecule: messenger RNA, 1955 nt
Organism: Chelmon rostratus (copperband butterflyfish)
Lineage: Eukaryota; Metazoa; Chordata; Actinopteri; Chaetodontiformes; Chaetodontidae
Gene: tmem167a
Product: transmembrane protein 167A
Exons: 4
Coding region: 55-273 (72 amino acids)
Biological process (GO): intracellular transport; protein secretion
Source: RefSeq, a predicted model, not a curated record
CGUAAGUUCCAGAGAGCAGCAGGAAGUGUGAUGUGGCUUUGACUCACAACAAAAAUGUCGGCCAUUUUCAACUUCCAGUCAUUGCUAACAGUGAUUCUCCUCCUGAUCUGUACCUGUGCCUACAUCAGAGCACUGGCUCCCAGCCUGCUAGACAAGAACAAGACCGGGCUUCUAGGAAUUUUCUGGAAGUGUGCCAGAAUAGGUGAGCGGAAGAGUCCGUGGGUGGCUUGCUGCUGUGUCAUCAUGGCUUUUAGUAUAUUGUUUCUACAGUAGCAGCCCAAAGGAAACCACAAAAUGGAAACAUUGGGGAAAUAAACAGAGAACAAGGCAUGGACAGUAUGAUCCUUGAAGCACAACAGGACCUCCAGUGGUUGUCACUUAGAUAAUGUAAAAACGGAGACCGGUCACCACUCGCCGUAGCCACGGAGAGAGAGAAAACGUGUCAGUGUGGGGGGAGGGGGUGGGAGCUGAUAGCCCCAAAGUGUGUCCAGAUCCCUCCACGGACUUCCAGGUCUGUCCUUGUGUUUGCUUAUAUGGAAUGUUUACUCCGGAUGUAUGUGUGUGGGGGGCCAAUGCUUUCUGUUAUCUGCCAUUGAGUUAAAAAGAAUCACAUUCUGGCAUCAUUUGUUUGAUCAAAUGAUACUUUAUCUGUCCAAGCAUUUCAGAUCUUUUCCCUCUUUGAGUUUGUCACAAUUACAUCAACCUGUUUGAAAUUCUAAACAAAAGGACCUUCGUAAAUGUUCAUAACUGUAUUGACCGUCAUGGAGGCUUAUAUUUGUAAACUGAGUAAUAACGAGGUGUGACUUUGAAUCAUCUCAGCACCUUCUUUGUAGCCCGUGCCCUGUUUGUUACAUCUAGAAAUGGUGAUCAGAUUCCACAGCAAACAACAUGCUAGUAUAGCUCCUCAAGUGUCUCAUUGUCCGUAUUUGCCUCAAAGAGCUGCUGAUGUUUUUAAAGUCAGUCAGUUUGCCGCUAUUUAUUAAAGAACCUUUUUGGAAAUCUGGUAUGAGAAGGCUGAUUUCUGUAGUUUACACUCAAUCGUUUUGACUAGUGUUUGCUGUUGACACCUGUUUAUGUACAUUGUAAUAUUGCCACACUGUAAGAUGAAGUGUCAUUAAUAAUAACUUCAAACAUGAAAAAUACACGUUGAUGAUUUCUUAUGAAUGCUUUGUCAAUCUUCUCUCUUUUAAGGGCUUGAUUACUCAUUCUGCGCAUGCAGCAGCUGCUGAGUUAGAGGCAGAUUUCUUGCUUAGUAGAUUAAGAGGAAGCUACGACCCUAAGUAUUGCUGCAUUAGGUCACAUCUGAAGUGUAGUCCUCGGGAUUCCUCAUUGAGUGAGAUGGACAGUGAAGAGUUUGCGAUAACCUCCUCUAUAACCUUGCAGUCAACACUCGUCUUCACAGGGUUUACUGCAAAGAGCUGUCAGCUGAUUGUACCACACAGCAUGGCCUCAGUAGACAUCUGUCUAGCAGUUAGUUCCGGAUAUGUAGAGUGUGCUGCAUAAGAACUGAAAGCUUCAUACUAAGAAGACCUUGAAUGCCUUGAAGAAUUGGACCGAAUUCAGGAGACUGUGGAGGGAGUGGAGAAGUUACGACCUCAUGUAUUUGCCGAUUUAAUUUUCGAACUUCUCAAUUUCAUCUUGUAACUGUGGACAACUGUGUCAGCACAAAAGCAGAAUUCCAGAUGUGACAACAUUAUUCCAAAUGCUGCAUGUAACAAGCUUAGAUUACACGAUUCCGAUGAAAGUUGUGAAGUUGUAACUCCGACAAAGCAUCUGACUUCAUUUAUAUUGUCAGCCACAAAAUUUGACCAAUUUAUCAAAUCUGACAUGUGAUGUUUAAGGAAGCGGUGCACAAUAUGGGCUUGUCAUGAACGUUUGAAAGAAAAGGGCUAAAUCAAAAUCUUCGAGGCAAGUUAUUUAAGUUCUGGUGGUUCUGGUUACAAACAAUCCCACAC